Molecule: messenger RNA, 1380 nt
Organism: Striga hermonthica
Lineage: Eukaryota; Viridiplantae; Streptophyta; Magnoliopsida; Lamiales; Orobanchaceae
Source: the annotation of a GenBank genome assembly
AUGAGGAUGCUGUCUGUCCCGACUGUGUUUCCGGUGCCUGCCAACAGAGCCCCGCCGGUCAUUUCUACCGUUUUGUACUCAAAUUUCUCAACACGGGCAGCUACUCAAAGCUCUACGGCACAGAAGAUGGCAGCUACCAAACAACGCUCCCCAAAGCGCGUCAAAGAUUCGUCACCUCUCAAUCCCACUCCAAAUCCUUCAUCUCCAGUUCCUCAGAAAAAGAUUCUGGUGCCAAUUGGGUUCGGGACCGAAGAAAUGGAGGCAGUGAUAAUGAUUGAUGUUUUAAGAAGAGCAGGUGCAAAUGUGACAGUUGCUUCAGUUGAGGGGAAAUUGGAGGUUGAGGCAUCCAGUGGCACGAGGCUGGUGGCCGAUGAAACUAUCUCUUCUUGUUGUGAUCAAACUUUUGAUCUCAUUGCCCUUCCGGGAGGGAUGCCGGGCUCUACACGUUUGAGGGACUGCCAAAUUUUGCAAGACAUCACGAAAAAACAUGCGGAGGCUCAGAGGCCUUAUGCAGCCAUUUGUGCUGCCCCUGCUGUUACACUUUUGCCUUGGGGACUACUUAGGAGGAAAAAGGUGACUUGUCACCCUGCAUUUAUGGAUAAGCUUCCGACCUUUUGGGCAGUCAAAUCAAAUUUACAAGUGUCAGGCGAGCUAACAACUAGCCGAGGACCCGGAACUUGUUUUCAGUUUUCUGUAUCAUUGGUGGAACAACUCUUGGGUGAGUCAGUGGCUAAAGAAGUAUGUGUCUCAAUGCUACUAAAUCUUGCUGAUGAUAAUUCUAGAAAAGAAGAAUUUGAUGAGGUCUCGUGGUCCCUCGAUCACGCUCCUCAGGUUCUCAUUCCAGUUGCCACUGGGUCCGAAGAAAUUGAAGUGGUGACUGUUGUGGAUAUUCUAAGACGAGCAAAAGCAAAUGUCACAAUUGCCUCAGUUGAAAAAUCAUUGCAGGUUUUGGCGACAAGUGGCACUAAAAUUAUUGCAGACACAAUGAUCAGCGAUGCUGCUAAUUUGGUUUAUGAUCUAAUCAUCCUGCCGGGAGGAAAAUUAGGUUCUGAGAAGCUACACAAGUCUCGUAUUCUAAAGAAGUUACUGAAAGAACAACAAUUGGGUGGGAGGAUCCUGGGUGCAAUGUGUUCUUCACCCACAAUCCUCCACAGACAAGGUUUGCUAAAGGAUAAACGAGCCACAGCUCAUCCUUCGGUCAUUAGCAUGCUUAACAACACUGUAAAUGAUGCCCGAGUAGUUAUUGACGGGAAAGUGGUCACGUGCAAGGGACUUUCUACUGCAACAGAUUUUGCACUCGCUAUAGUAAGUAAGCUUUUUGGGCAAGCAAGGGCGAGGAGUGUGGCUGAGGGUCUUGUUUUUGAGUACUCAAAACCAUAA